This is a messenger RNA of Symsagittifera roscoffensis, 7266 nucleotides long. RefSeq lists its product as uncharacterized. Lineage: Eukaryota; Metazoa; Xenacoelomorpha; Acoela; Convolutidae. The transcript is spliced from 7 exons. Gene Ontology annotation, biological process: regulation of transcription by RNA polymerase II. Gene Ontology annotation, molecular function: sequence-specific DNA binding; DNA-binding transcription factor activity, RNA polymerase II-specific. The record is from RefSeq and is a predicted model, not a curated record. Gene Ontology annotation, cellular component: nucleus. Bases 2310 to 6527 code for a protein of 1405 amino acids.
CCUCGGCUUUUAUUCAUCUCAAAAGUGUUUGUUUUAGUAAUGCAUUGCUUAAUUUAUCUGUUCAAAAAGGUUUACAGCUGUCUUGUUUACGACUAAAUUUGGCAUUGUCAAUUUUUGCAACCACUGGCAGUUAUUGUUAUGUGGCAACACGGGCUCUGGGCAAAUCUCCAGUUGAAAUCUGGAACUCCUAAUUUACCAUCCUCUUACAUAACAGCCUGUUGCUAUUACGUAACAUCCAGAUCCUAGAAUCAUCCCUAGCUCAGAAACGAAGUCUACCAUUGUUAUAGAAUCAUACAGUACCCACGUAUAAAGUAGCCUCCUGGAUUCGAUCUAAUCUCGUUAAACAAUCAUUAUCUUUGUCGUUCAAAUUGAAACAAAGUUUAGUCAUUACUGUAGCUAGUCGAGUCUAAUCAGUCUUAAUAAAUAUUUUGAUCCUCCUCACAUCCGACUUCCACCUCUCAUUCAUUAUUAUCUAAGAAAAGUCGACGACUCAAAACCCGAUUUCCGCCAAUUUUUGUUUCGUCUGCUGGGUUAUCUGCUCAUAAUUUGAGAAUUUAAAAUUAUAAAUAUAAGCUGGAUUGGCGCAAUAAUUUUAGCGUUAGAUAAAAAGUUCAUCAAAAAAGCUUGAUUAGACAGGGAUCCUUUGAUACCGCAGCAAGUCUUUUUUAUUUGUCCGUGCUAGUCGGCGGAUUCAUUUAUUAUACCUAUGGACUGUUUCUUUCUUUUGGCUUUAAUGGUCAAAUUAAGUCGCAGCCAUCUUGCUUAUUAGUUACCAUGUGGUUGCGAUUGAAUUGAGGCCAUCUUAGUCUGAACUUGUUUGAACUUACUAAUUAUUUUUACGACGCUUUUCUCGAACUUUAAUAUUCAUUUGAUUGAAGGAAAUUGAACCGUACAAAUUCACCAUCUCGGAAUAGCAAUUUUCAAAAAUAUUUCUCAAACCCAAGGCGAAGAACCUUCAAGAUGAAAUAGUCAUUGAAUGUUUGGUUGAUUAAUGAUUUUCGAGUUUUGAAAUAGUAUCAAAAUUUAGCGACUAUAAAAUAAUGUAUAAAUUAUUUAUCCUUUUACCAAAUUAAAAAUUAACGAUCUCUUUUCCCGCAUAAUUUGAUUCCUGCAUAAUUUGCUGCUGAAUAUUUAAAAAAGGGAAUAAUUUGCUCAGCUGAAUUUUCAGGUUAACCAAAGCACCAAGCAUUAAGUUAAGUGACAUUAUUGCUUCCAUGGAUUCUGCCAUUUGAAAUUCCAGGUUAAACUUCCCUUAAAUUUCCAGGUUAAAAUAUUCCUAUAUUUCCCUUUUUAGUUCUACUACAAUUCUUUCCUUCCCGCUAGUAAGUAAAUUUCACAAAUCAUUCCCCGAUUUCAUUUCAUUUAACCCUCAAUACUUCAUUUAGCGUUGUGUUAUUGUUACUACUGACUGCAACAUGGCUACUACACUGGAAAGCAUAGAGAUCCGAAUCAGAAAAUAUGUUAUUAAAUAAGACCGACUGCGAGAGAAGCACAGGUAGUCAGCCGCAGUCAGUGAUUGUAUUAAAAUUACAGAGAGAAGAACAAAUUACUACUAGUACUUACUACUCAAUACUUUCUCCUUGUCGCUCAUCUUCUUUUCUCGCCACUAUUUGGCCCGUGAAUAAAAAUUUGCCUACCUGAAAAUCAGCGCUGGUCAAAAAGGAAGUGUGUUUUUAUUGCCCGUGAACAACAGAAUGUGGCUAUUAGUCGAGCCUCUUUUACAUCAACAUCUUCAAUCGAGUAAAGAGAAGAAAAAUGCUGCAGGAAAUAGCUGGGCAGAUAAUAGCUAGCGAGCGAUUGAUGUUGCAAAUUAUAAAGUAUAUCGGGCUACAUACACAUAGUUAAGGAACAUAUAGAGAGUCAAUUGAUAUAUUUCAGCUAACUUACCACCACCUUGUUGUUCCUAAUUUAGUGCGGAAGUAUCCUUCUUUUCGUUGGGUUUAUUUUUUUUCGGAUUACUACGGUUGCGAUUCAACUAACCUGGGCUUUUUAUUCAUAGGCAGGAAAAAACUCGAGCCUUUUAGGUUAUUUUCCAACGGGUAUUCGCUUGAACUUGACAGUAGUAUUAUAAUGGUCAGCAUUUCUUGUUUUCAUUAAAUAACUGGUCCCAAAAGAGUUUCGAGCUAUCGCUACCCGAUUGGAAUCGGAUUGGAAAUUUCUGUUUGUUAUUUUGUGCCGAUCGAUUCAGAAGACCAGUCAGUAAAAAGAUCUCAGAUUAGCAAAGUGGUCUAAAUCGGUUCCGAAUUGAAUAGCGAGAUUAAAAAUACGUCAAAUUAUCCGAGCCCGCUUUAUCUUAAUGGUAAUAUACGAUGGCAUCAGCAGGCGACUCAGAACUAAAAUUAACCAAUAAUUCAUCCCUCGAAAAUAGCAGAGAGUUUAUAAACUCUGAUCUCAUCAUUGCAAACCAUUGCAACUUGAAAUUGAGUCCUCUCUCAAACCUGUCGAACUCAACUGAAAUUUUACCAUCCAAAUCCAAUUAUCGACCGGACGACAGCUGCGAGCUGAAAUUGAGUCUGGAAAAUCUGCCGGAUUGCAGCGUCACUUCUGAGCAAGACACGAACAAUCGCACAGAGCACAAAUCGGAGAGUAGCAAAAGCGGCGAGAGCUUUGAAUCUUCUUCUAAUUGUGAAUCUUCCUGUCAAGACGAAUCAGCAGUUGUCAUGACUGAGCAAGAACCCUCAACUCCCGGCUCGAAAUCAUCAGUUGAAAAGCAAUCGCAUUUGAAUGGAAAAAGCGAGGACAGGUUCCGAAAAUUGUCCCGAGAUAGUGCAAUUAAAUCGUUCAACGAGGAAUUGACAGUAGAGCUACCUGUACAUGAUUUGGUGGCGGCUCCUGGAAAGGUAUCUGGAUGUAGUUCCUCGUUUGGAACACCUCUGGCAACAUCCUCCCCCUCUUUCUCACAACUGCAGAGCGCCUCGCCUCACGUGGUUUCUCUAGUCGCCAGCAGUUGCAAAGUAUCCAGUGCAAGUCCAGUGAGCUUCGUCUGCGAGGAUGGCGAGGACCAAGACUCAGUCACAAACUGGAGCAUGACUUCACUCGAGGCGAUUGAGGCCGCUGUGUGCUUUCAGCCGAAAGCUCUUUCAGCCUCCCCUAAUCACUAUAAUAGCCAUCAAACUACUGUUCCUCAGCAAUCUGCAAGCAAUGAAUCUCAAAUUACAUCUACGUGUAACAAUUUAAGUCAAGAGAACUUGAAAAUGCACAAUCAACACCCGACGUCGUUGUUGCUACCGGCUACAAUUUCCUUCAACGAUAAUGUAGUGUCUAAUAAUGGCAAGUCACAGUCCGGGAAACGUGACCUGGAACAUGCCUCGUUUGAUUCGGAUUUAAGCUACGAGCAGUCGGUUGAACCCAAGAAGGCCAAGAGUGACGUGAUUGACAUGGGGGAUUCAAAAGAGACAAGGUGUUGCGAGGAAGAGGCGCUGGCGCCUUCGAUAGUGGUGACGAGUCCCUCAACCUCCCAGUCUCAGCAGUCGAGUUCCUGCAGUCCAACGACAACCUCUACUUCUUCUAACUCUGAAGACACGGAUAGUGGAGUUGGUUGCAGUAACGAUGAAAUGCUGAAUGACUUCAUCGAUGACUCCUUACAAGGCGAGAAGAAGUGUGUGGAUGAGAGUGAAAUGGGAGUUUGUGACGGUAUUGGGGGUGGUAGUCGGGAUGUGAGAAUGGGGGUGGGCGCAACGAGUAAGAACAGUAAACAUAACGUGGACAGAACCUUCCGACCAGUGCGCAAGAGGAGCAUCCACUUUGGAAACGUCACUGUCUACUACUUCUCCAGGGCACAGGGCUUCACUUGUGUCCCUGCACAGGGCGGAUCAACUCUAGGAAUGUCUCCACAACACGAAGCAGUUGAGCAGUACUCGUUCUCCGACUACAAGAGUGUGCGACACUGCCGGAAGCGACAACUACUUAAGGACAGAACAGCGCUCAAGUUCCAUAACCACCAUCAGCACCAUCACAACCACCAAACACAACACCACCUUAAUCAGAUCAAUCAACUGAACCAGAACCCCUUAGUCAAGUCCACGCCCCUCCCUCACUCACCCCCGGCUUCUGUAGUCUCCUCUGAAACAGGCCCAGAUGCCGAACAGAAUAUCUCUAGCACAACAACAACAGCCUCUAACGAUUCAAAAAGCAGUACAGCAACACCAAUGAAGGAACCAACGACAACUAGUUACAGUAGUAGUAAUACUGGUAGUACAGGCUUAAUUACACCAGAAAGCAGUACUGUUGUUGCACAAGCAUCUAAAGUUAGCAAUAACUCUUCUUCGAAAUCUGAAAGGACCGAGCAAACUACUGAUGUGAACCUGGAUGAACAAGAUUCAACUGUAAAAUCAGAGAGCUCUGAAAAAACAGCUGAAAUGUGUUCGAGUUUGCAAAGAGAUGAUGUAAUUAGCAGAGAUGACACGCCAGAAAGUUUGAGGCUCGUAGGUGAUCAAAGUUCAACCAAGCAGUUCAUUACGUCAUGUGGUCUGGAAUCGAACUUGCAAGAACACGAAGCGUGUCUAGACGCAGACGAGGCACAGCUGGAAGCGCAAUUCGAGACCAAUUGUUUGACCCCCGCAGACUAUGACAACAUGACCUCGGAGGAGAUCGAUGACUCAUUCUGCCUAGAGGUAGUGCCACUGAAGAAGCGCAGGAAAUUGCUGAAGGAAAGUGGCAUAGACCAAAUAGAUGUGAGCGAGCACAAAGAGUGCGAGUGGAUCCGAGUGUCGCGCGAGGACUGCGGCUGCAACUGUCGCGUGGUGUGUGACCCCAGAACGUGUCUGUGUGCCAUAAAUGGAAUCAAAUGUCAAGUGGACAGACAGAGUUACCCGUGUGGCUGCACGAAACAGGGAUGUGGAAAUGCCUCGGGAAGGAUCGAGUUCAAUCUGUACAGAGUACGCACUCACUUUUUCUACACUCUUCUGAGGCUGCAGCAGCACCGCAAUAAUAGCGUGGAACCCCACACGCAACUCUCGAGUGCCAAUAGCAGAAAUAUUCUGGCGAAGAACUUGCAGAACUGCUCAUCCAAUUCGAGCGACGAAGAAGAAGAUGACGACGAUGAGUUGACUGACAGUAAAGAGUUAAGAUGUGGAUCGCCUGAUUCGUUUGAUGAAAACGAAGACGAGCGACAUAGCGAGGACUCUUCGAGCAUAAUCGGCGAAAGAGGCGAGUGCUCGAAUUACUGUUGUCUGGGAGUGGCUAGUCGCACCACGACGUACCCUGACGAAUCCCACGCACGCAUGAUGCAGCAAUACUACUGUGCAAAUGGUCUAAACUUCAAUCACCAGCAAACAUCGGGAGGAACUGCAACAUCUAGUCACUGCCCAACGAAUCCAAAUUUAGCACACAGUUCUAGUUAUGACCAAACCUACGAUCAACAGUCGAAAAGCUUAGACUGUGUUCUGCCGAUGACGGGAUCCGAAGGAAUAGGAGCCAUGGCCCAGUCGAGCUAUCAAAACACGUACUCAAACCUGCCAGUAUGUUCGGAUGAAGUUAUGCGCAAUGAACGAGGUUACGACCAGAAAGGCGAGAGCUACAGCACUGCAAAGUGUCAUCUGCGAACAGAAGUUGGCAAAACGGGAUCGUCGUCUGUAGUGAAUAUCGACGUACAAAAUGACGGCGUAAUGACCGAGGAUGACACGGAAACGAACGAAGAUUCCGAUUACAUAGUCGAAACUGAAGAAGAUAAUUUUGAAGUCGUUGUUGACAGUCCAGAACAUCAAAGUUUUGCAAAUGGGACGACCAGCUACCAAUCCAGCUCUUUCCAAAACUCUUCUGUUGCGAAUUCUUACUACAAUUCCUCUUACGGCAAUUGCCAUUCUGGUGAUUAUCAACUAGCACAUCAUGUUUCUGAAGGAAUGGGGAAUCAUAAAAAUAUGAGCGUGAGCGGGGCAGACAAUUACCCCAUGUCCAACUUCCAGACGAGGUACCACGACCACACAGGAAAUAUUGCAACUCCUGUCCAGUCUCUGAAUCACGCGGAACACUUUUUGAACUCGGGUAACACUCACGUGACUGCUAAUGAAAACCACGCGGGAUCCCACCUGACUAAUAACAUGUACCAUCCGCCAUUGACAUCUCACAAUUUGUAUGGACAAAACCAUCACGCCAACACUAAUGUGUCUGGAUAUUCAGACUACGUCCAAAGUUCGACCCCUUACACUUCCCAGAAUCACCUCCACAAUCAUUAUCAAGCAGACCCUAGAUGGUACCAAGGUCAAAACGAAUGCCAAAUGUACCCUGAAGUUAGUCACACGUCCUACAUGAAGAAUGGGUUUAGUUCACAGCCAACAGGAGAAGUAGACUCUAAGAAUGCGGAGGAAGGAACGGAAGCCGCAGAAAAGUCUUGCAGAGAGAAUCUUGAGGAGGAAGUUGAGAGUAAAGAAGAUGCUUGCAGUAAAGAGUUCUCGAAGUCAGCGAGUAGUGACCUUGCUUUACCAGAAUUGACGUCUUCAAAUAAUGGAGGUUUUGAAAACCAGCCAAACGGAGACUGUCAAAAUGAGGAAAUUCCCCUAGUCCCAAAAGUAACGGAGCACGUGAAUUAGAUCUCGAAAAACUAGAUUAAACCAGUUAAAAAACUAUUUUCAUAGUUAGUUGCCGACCUGUGUGUUUGAACUUUUUUCAACGUCAAUUUUUAUGUCGUUUUGCAGUAUCGAAAUCUGAAUUAUUUAAUUAAAAUAGCGAUAUUUAUAAAAUAUCUAAUUGUCACAUUUUAAAGGUUCGUCGACCAGGCUCGACAUUAUUUCUGCUAUGUUCUUUUUCUAUCCUUCGGUUUGUAAUUAAAUAUUGCAAGAGUAAAUUUGAUCACUUUACUCUUUUAUUCGUACACUUGCCUAUUUUUCCGAUCGAUAGUUAUGGAAUUCAAUCGGACAAAAUUAAUUAAUUUAAAUUUGAAUUUUGACGUAUUCUUGGUCAAAAUCUACUCGUUGAAUGUUUAUUUUUCUGGAUUUUAAUCUUAACUGUCGUGAAUUCAGAAGUUUGUUGACUUUGCAGUUCUAUUUGUUUCCUAUCAAUUUUUACAGUGUUAAUUCUUCAAUUAAUUCUUAUGGCGUAUUAUUUCAACCUCGGAAAAUUCUCCCGUCCUCUUAUAGUGACUUUUUGGGAGAAUUUUUUGUCUUCUUGCAUCCCCAUAUAGUUGUAGUUUCAAAUUAAGUUAGUGUUUAUUAUGUCGCUCCCUACAGAAUUAGUUUAAAGCUAAUUUAUAACUAAUUAUAAUACUAUUUGAUAGAUUUAUAAUUUUAUCGAUAACAUGUUUUCUGUAAAUAAGAUGAAUUAAUUCAAUUU